Messenger RNA from Meloidogyne enterolobii, 2541 nucleotides. Lineage: Eukaryota; Metazoa; Nematoda; Chromadorea; Rhabditida; Meloidogynidae. The record is from the annotation of a GenBank genome assembly.
UUUUAUUCAAAAAUGGCUACAUGGGAUGAAUAUCUUCAAAAUCAAAUAAAUAAUGAUGGGAUUCAAAUGACUUGGAAUGUUUUGCCUCAUUCAAGAGUUGAUUCUCAAAAAUUGAUUGUUCCUGUUGCUACAUUUUUUACUCCGUUAAAGGAAAAAGCUGCAGACCAACCUAAACAACCGGUAAUGGAAUAUGAUCCAAUUUUAUGUCAAAAACAGUCAUGUAAAGCUGUCCUCAAUCCGCUAUGUAUGAUCGAUUACCGCACAAAAAUGUGGAUGUGUCCAUUUUGCAAUCAAAGGAAUCCCUUUCCUCCACAUUAUGCAACUAUUUCUGAGGAAAAUAAACCACCAGAAUUGCAUCCAUUUUUUACUACAGUCGAAUACACACUUAGGAAGGCCACAACACUUGCACCUAUUUUUCUUUUUGUUGUCGAUACCUGCUUGCCAGCUGAAGAAUUGAAGGCUCUAAAAGAUGCACUUCAAAAAGCGAUUGCUUAUUUGCCUGCAGAUGCUUUAAUUGGGCUGAUAACAUUUGGAAGAGUAGUGGAAAUUCAUGAGCUUAAUGUGAAAGGAAUUGCGCGUUCUUAUGUUUUCAAGGGCACAAAAGAAGCGAAUCCAAAACAAGUUCGGGACAUUAUAGCAAUGCAAAUUGGCCAACCUUCUACUGGUUCUCGCAUUUCUGCAACCUCUACACCAAUUCCUAACCAACAGCUAGUUAACGGGAUACAGCCAGCAAUGCACCAUAAUAUGCCUCCGGGUGCAAUGCCGCAAAUUCCUGGAGCUAUUCCACCUGCCGGUAUGCAAAGACCACGUAUGGGUUCUCAUCCAACUCAACCUCCAAUGCCUGGACAAAUGCCAACCACUAUGCCUUUGCCUCAAGGUUCUAUUCCUCAGGCUGGAGGAACAAUUGCAGCACAGAAUUUGCAAAACAAAUUUCUACAGCCAAUUUCGGAAUGUGAAGUCUCUAUUGGUGAACUCAUAGACAAAAUCCAGACGGACCGUUGGCCUGUCCCUCAAGGGAAUCGUCCAUUACGCGCAAUUGGUGCUGCACUUUCAGUUGCGAUUACUUUAUUAGAAGUAAGCUUUCCAAACACUGGUGGCCGUAUAAUGACGUUUAUUGGCGGGCCUUGUACUCAUGGUCCGGGAAUGGUUGUUAAUGAGGAACUGAAAGAUCCUAUCCGUUCUUGGCACGAUAUUAAAGAGGAUAACAUUCCGUUUAUGAGAAAAGCCUUUAAAUUUAACGAUGCAUUAGCUGAGAGGGCUGUCAAAAAUGGACAUGCUAUAGAUUUGUUUUCUUGUGCGCUUGACCAAACUGGACUUUAUGAAAUGAAAGCGUUGUAUAGUCAAACUAAUGGCAUUGUUGUGAUGGCAGAUUCUUUUGAUUCUUCCCUUUUUAACCAAUCGUUCCAAAAAGUUUUUGAAAAGGAUGGGAAUGGUUCUCUAAAAAUGGCAUUUAAUGCUUCUCUAGAGAUAAAACUUGGAAAUGGACUUAAAGUUGAAGGAGUACUUGGUUCCUGUUGUUCAGCCAACGCCAAAAAUUCAACGGUUUCUGACACUGAGGUGGGAAUUGGGGGUACUACACAAUGGAAAAUGUGUUCUUUAACGCCGAGAAGUACUUUUGGAUUUGUUUUUGAGAUUGCUGGACAGCAUGGCACAGCAAUCCCUCAAGGUGCUCGUGCAAUGUUUCAAUUCAUUACUCAAUAUCAACAUGCUGAUGGACGACGACGUAUUCGUGUUACAACAACUUGCCGUUCUUGGUCGGAUAUGGAAGCAAAUAAACAGUCAAUAAGUUAUAGUUUUGAUCAAGAAGCUGCUGCUGUUUUAAUGGGAAGACUUGCAUCUUGGAGAGCUGCAAAUGAAAAUGAUUCUCCAGAUGCUUUGCGUUGGUUAGAUAGAAGCUUGAUACGUUUGGUCCAAAAAUUUGGUGAUUACCACAAAGAUGAUCCAGCUUCUUUACGUCUUUCAGACAAAUUUUCUCUUUUUCCACAAUUUAUGUUUCACUUGCGUCGCUCUCAAUUCUUACAAGUUUUUAAUAAUUCUCCGGAUGAAACUGUUUAUUAUAGGCACAUUCUCUUUGAAGAGAACGUUUUUGAAAGCACAACAAUGAUUCAACCACAACUUUUCUCUUAUUCAUUUAAUGGACCACCAGAAGCCGUUUUACUUGAUACUUCAAGUAUACAACCUGAUAGAAUUCUUCUAAUGGAUGAUUUCUUUCAUGUUUUAAUUUAUCAUGGACAAACUAUAGCUGCUUGGAGAAAGGCAAAUUAUCAAAAUGAUCCACAAUAUGCUUCAUUUAAACAAUUAUUAGAGGCGCCUGUUCAAGAUGCUUCUAGUAUUUUACAGGAUCGUUUUCCUGUGCCGCGUUACAUUGUAACGGAAUAUGAGGGUUCCCAGGCACGAUUCCUUCUCUCCAAAGUUAAUCCAUCACUGACGCAUAAUAAUCCUUACUCACAGGAGGGCGGUGCUCCAGUCUUUACAGACGAUGUUUCAAUGCAAGUAUUUAUGGAACAUUUGCGGAAAUUGUCUGUUUCAACUUCUGGUUAA